AUGCCUAAGGAAGUGAAGCAGCGCUCCGGCCUCAUCCUCGGCCUCAACCACGGCCACCAGGUCACCCCCAGGCAGCCUGCCACCAAGAUCUCGAGGAGGAAGGGAUUCUUGUCGAAGCGCACAGCUUUCGUUAGGGACAUCGCCCGUGAGGUCGCUGGUCUCGCACCCUACGAGAAGCGUGUCAUUGAAUUGCUCCGAAACUCCAAGGACAAGCGUGCCCGUCGUCUGGCGAAGAAGAGGCUCGGUACCUUCGGCCGUGCCAAGAGAAAGGUUGACGAGAUGACCAAGGUCAUCGCCGAGGCAAGGCGUGCCGGUCACUAAACGAGUGCGCAAUGAUUCCGAAUCGGAAGGGAGUGGAAAGACGGGGCGAAAUCCGGAACUCCUCUCUUUUUUUUCCUUCCACGUCUUCCUUGGGUGUUAGGUCUCUUCAUGGCGGAUUGAUAUGAUAUGACUUCCGAACCAUUCGUCACUCUCGAGGGAUUCAAAAAAAGAAAACGAGGGUGAACGAAAAACGUAUGUUAAC
Molecule: messenger RNA, 523 nt
Organism: Aaosphaeria arxii CBS 175.79
Lineage: Eukaryota; Fungi; Ascomycota; Dothideomycetes; Pleosporales
Product: 60S ribosomal protein-like protein L36
Exons: 5
Coding region: 1-321 (106 amino acids)
Biological process (GO): cytoplasmic translation
Cellular component (GO): ribosome; cytosolic large ribosomal subunit
Molecular function (GO): structural constituent of ribosome
Source: RefSeq, a predicted model, not a curated record